AAGUAUGAAAUAUAACAAAAGUUCAAUGACUCAGAUGGAUAAGUUUAUUUUUAGAAACUUGAUUGUUUAUAUUUAAACGCUGAAUAGACUGACUGGCAUCAUAAUGUUAUUUUAAGCAACCGAGAGGGAGCGUUUUAGAGAUACAGGUUGUGUGCUUGGGAGUCCCCGGAGGCACGUUUCUGCAGUGGGACACAAGCAUUAAAACCAUGAAAAUUAAUUGAUUACAUAAACCUACGAAUACACAAGGUUUGACUCGAGAGCAAAAUAUAUGGGCGGAAUUACUCGCUUGUCACCGAUAGCCGUGAAUAGCCAAUCAGCGUUGCCCGUUUCCACUACACCGUGAGUCAGGUGGCAUUAUGUAUGAUGAACUCAAUUACAUGUGAUUGUCAACGUGAUUGCAUAUGCAUAUGUGACAACCUUUGAUUGUAAACAACGGAUUACGAAGUGUUUGAAAUCUGUGUUUGACAUACCAAUUUUAAAAUGGUGAAACUGUUGAGUGAUAUUUGCUUGAACAUAAUUUAUAUGUCAUUGGACAAAAUACCAGACAUCGGGCAUUAUUUACCAACAGUGUACAAGGAAAUGCUAAUAGAACGGCUAGGAUGGCAUGACAUGUUGACACUGGAUUAUCUCCCUUUUGUAUCUAGACAGUUAUUUACUAUAUCUCUACGAAGAAUCAAUUUCUACAAAUGUGAGCAAGUGAAUGAUACAGUGUUAAAGUUACUGGAGGCAGCAGCGUGCAAACUGGAAUUUAUAACCAUAAAUCAGUGCCAGAACAUAACAGAUAAUGGGAUACAGUGCUGUACAAGGAACCAGGAUGAGCUUGUGUCGGUAAAAUUCCGAAAAUUAAAGCAUCUGACAGAUGUUGGCCUUCGUUGUAUACAGUCUCCUGCCCUUAGAGUUGCUGAUUUCAAGGACUGUGCCAAACUCUCAUUUGAAGGUGUCCGAACACUGUGUGAGAGAAAUCCUACCAUAGGAGAAUUGUAUUUAUCAGGAGUCAAUGAAGUGCAGGGAAACAAGGCAGUCAGCAGUAAAAGUUUGGAGCAUACUCAAAAUAAACAUGACAAUAUUGUCAAUAUAGCAUAUUAUCUUGGACAUAAUUUGGAAAUUUUGGACACACAGUUAAAUCAAAUGUGCAAUGACUGUCUGAUAGCACUGGCUACUUACUGUCCAAAUAUGAAAAGUUUGAAUUUACAUGGUAGUUCCAGAAUAUCAGGAUCAGCUUUAACAAAGUUUUCAAUGGGCUGUACCAGCUUGGAGAAGUUAGAUCUAUCAUUCUGUAGUAGUUUAUGCAGCAGUCCCUCCAACGAGGCCCUCUGGACCCUCCCAACCUCCCUCACAGAUCUUUCCCUGUCUGGUGUGCAACUGAAAGACGAGAGGAUCUUUGUAGAAUGUUUACAGCGAUUGCGCAAUCUCAGAGCUGUAAAACUAUGUGGAGUUCUAGCUUUAACUGAUGCAACCCUGGAGGAGGUUUUGCAACAUAUAGGACAUUCAUUAACUGCACUAGAUUUAAGUGGGGGUAUGACAGAUCAACUCUCAGACCUUGGUUUAUCAGCUAUUGCAGAACACUGCUUCAGACUGGAAGAGCUCAAGUUUAGACUACUGCCUAAUAUAAACUGUAAAGAGUUGCUUCCCAUGUUUAAGGAUCCAGUGAGGGCAUCAAAGUUUAAGACAAUAUUUCUUUCUGUGAGAGAACUGAACCCUGAUGUAUUGCAUGAAGUGUCAAGGUUAUGUCACAAUCUGGAGAAGUUAGAUCUAUCUGGACUUGCAUGUGUAGAUGAUGACACUCUGUUUUCGCUGGCUGAAAACUGUCCCAGACUAGAACAACUUAACAUCAAAAGUUGUCGAAAGGUAUCAGAUUACGGUGUAUGCGAGCUGGCUAGAUGUUGCCCACUGCGUUCUAUUGUUUUGGCGGGAAUUAACAAGGUUACGGACAAAAGUAUUUUUGCUCUUGCCAAUAGCUGCCACUAUUUGGAAGAUAUAUACCUAAAUGGAUGUGCUCAAGUAUCUCCAACAUCUAUCAGAUAUUUGAUGGAUUGUACUAUACCACGAUUGUUCUACAAACAUGCUACUCCAAAUGCUGCUCCAAACCAGCUCAUGGCAAGAAAUCUGGACACUGGAGAGUUUUGUAGAGCUGAUCUGAUAAAUACCGAAGUCACGUGAUUGAUAACCAGGAAAUAGAUUGACUUUUCUAUAUAUACUUAAAACUGGGGCAUAGUUUUAAGUUCAGGUCAAAAUUUUCAGGUUUUGUAAAUGUUGACAGUUUUACCAAAAUUCACACUUGCUAUUGUACUAACAAUUUGUGAUUUCGGUGUCAAAAGCUUUAUUGCAGUACUACUGAAAAGGUUCAUACUGCUGGACAACAUUUUAGUUUAAAACAAUAGUAUUGUAUCUACCAUUUUAAUACUAAUGACUUUUGUUUAAGACCUACAGAAAUAUCCUAGUCAUAUAGUGUAAAAAUUUCUCAUGCACUAUAAUCUGAUUGUCUAUUCUGACAUAUACAUUUUUAGGCUAAUUUAUCUCUUGUUCAGAUAAAUGUUAUAACCUCACCCACCCAUCCUCACGACAUUUCUUUACUAAUAUGUCUAGAAUAAUACAAAUUAAUAAACUAAUUUCAAAAUAUCAAAAAAAGAAAUUCUAAUUGUUCUUGAAACCACAACGAAAUCUUGUUUAGUGCACUAUGCUUGCAUCAGUGGUCUGAGUCUGCUAGAAUAAAUAAUAGUAAUAACCAAUAAAAUCCUCAUUGAUAGUGCUUUCAGAAUAUUUUUAAAUGAUCUCUCUUAGCUAUACAAGUAAAAUGUAUCAAAUUUCUUUGCCCUGACUCACUGUUAAGGUGAGCCUGCAUAGGUUGCGGGUUUUCAGCUUAACUGAGAAGGAAAUGUUAUUGUUGUAAAUUGGUUGGUGUAUUUUGGUGGGAUGUUAUUUAGAAUUAAAAGUAUGUCUGUUUUAAAGGUUGUCUCAUUUCAACUGUACAUUUUCAUAGCAAAAAUGAACAGGGUGUCAAAGUAAUGCUCAUUUAUUAUGUUACAUUAUAGAGCUGUCCCGUACUGUUGUCCACUGUUAUGGUGUGUUGCUCAGGUGAGAGACCUAGGGCCAUCUUGGCCCUCUUGUCGUAAUUUAGCAGGCUAAAGGUUAAAAUUAACUCCUUUUUUGGUCUAUAUAACUUUAUAUCAUGCGUUUUCAGGAGAAUGUGUGACAUAAUAUUGACAUCAUUCUUGUAGGUGAAAAGUAUUGAUAUACAAUUUAAUGUUGUUUACAAUUACCUGCUGCCUGGGAAACAAUGUAGCUACGUUUUUCAGGCACAUAUUGUAAAUCACUUGGUGGCAACUUAGGAGCUAAUACAUGUCGCAGCAUGUACUAACUCUGAAAGUUAUGACAGGGUGAUUUACCUUAUACCUCUGAGAGACAAAGCUCUGUCGUUUCCCAGGCAUGAAUUGUGGUUCACACAUGUGUCUUUACAUUCAGCUCAUUUUUAGCUCAUCUGAUUUUUUGAAAAAAAAUGAUGAGUUAUUGUCAUCACUUGAGCGGUUGUCGGCGUCGGCGUCGGCGUCUGCGUCGGCGUUGCCUGGUUAAGUUUUAUGUUUAGGUCAGCUUUUCUCCUAAACUAUCAAAGCUAUUGCUUUGAAACUUGGAAGACUUGUUCACCAUCAUAAGCUGACCCUGUAUAGCAAGAAACAUAACUCCAUCUUGCUUUUUGCAAGAUUUAUGGCCCCUUUUGUACUUAGAAAAUAUCAGAUUUCUUGGUUAAGUUUUAUGUUUAGGUCAACUUUUCUCCUAAACUAUCCAAAGCUAUUGCUUUGA
Molecule: messenger RNA, 3798 nt
Organism: Mercenaria mercenaria
Lineage: Eukaryota; Metazoa; Mollusca; Bivalvia; Venerida; Veneridae
Product: F-box/LRR-repeat protein fbxl-1-like
Exons: 12
Coding region: 481-2160 (559 amino acids)
Biological process (GO): SCF-dependent proteasomal ubiquitin-dependent protein catabolic process
Cellular component (GO): SCF ubiquitin ligase complex
Source: RefSeq, a predicted model, not a curated record